This is a messenger RNA of Didymosphaeria variabile, 663 nucleotides long. RefSeq lists its product as uncharacterized. The transcript has a single exon. The record is from RefSeq and is a predicted model, not a curated record. Gene Ontology annotation, molecular function: acyltransferase activity, transferring groups other than amino-acyl groups. The coding region runs from base 1 to 663 and encodes 220 amino acids. NCBI's taxonomy places the organism in Eukaryota, Fungi, Ascomycota, Dothideomycetes, Pleosporales, Didymosphaeriaceae.
AUGCCAGAUUCGAAUCUCGCCGUAGCCCUCCUCACAUCGGACGAGGCAGAGCAAUACAUGCGCAUUCGGCACGCUGCGUUUGUGCACGACGUCAACAAGAUCUUCUACUUCAAUCAGCACGAACCCUCACAAAACACUCUCGACAGCGUCACGCAAAGCGUCCGCGACGGCAUCGCCAAAGGCAUGCUCUACCUCAAGUGCGUCGACAUUAGGAAUGGCGAGAUCAUAGCCGGUGCCCGCUGGCGUCACAUUCACUCCGAGGAUCCCAACGCUACGUCUCGUACUUGGGACGAAGUCAAUGCUGAGCUGACCAUUCCGGAAAUGUAUACCGAGAGCCAUCCGGAAGUUUGGCGAGCGUUUUAUGAGCUGUUCAACGAGAGCAAGAGGAAGCAUAUGGGAACCAAGUCAUAUUGGGUACUGGACACGCUCGUGACGCAUCCGGACCAUCAUAGGAGAGGUGCUGGAGGCAUGUUACUGAGGUGGGGGUGUGACAAGGCAGAUGAGGCGGGGACGGAAGCGUAUCUGGAAGCCAGCGAAAUGGGAGAGCCGUUGUACAAGAGAUAUGGAUUUGAGCCAGUGGAGAAUAUUGCGCUUGAUUUGAGGAAUUGGGGCGGUCCAGAGGAGAUUCGGUGGACGGUAAGUCGGUGUGAUGGUAUUUUUUGA